Messenger RNA from Leptopilina boulardi, 1140 nucleotides. RefSeq names its product vesicle transport protein SFT2A. The transcript has 7 exons. Gene Ontology annotation, cellular component: membrane. The record is from RefSeq and is a predicted model, not a curated record. Bases 244 to 747 code for a protein of 167 amino acids. NCBI's taxonomy places the organism in Eukaryota, Metazoa, Arthropoda, Insecta, Hymenoptera, Figitidae. Gene Ontology annotation, biological process: vesicle-mediated transport.
AUCUUUAGUCCAAUUUACAUAGAUGGCUAGUAUAACAUAACAACCCAACCCUUAUACUCGUAUUUACUAUAGAACAUAAAAUCUCUCUUGAAAAAUAUUAUAAAAAAUAUGUUUUAAUAACUGGUUAUUAUUUACUUAAAGAAAUAUUUAUUGUUGAAAAACUGAAUUUAAUUGGAAGUGUUAUCCUAGAGAAAAAGUAAAAAUAAUUUAUAAGAAGAUUAUUUGGUAUACAAGAUAAUAAAAAUGGAUAAGCUUAGAAGAGUUUUAAAUGGCAAUGAAAAUUGUGACGAGGAAAGUGGAAUUAUACCACAGGGUGAUGAGGAUUUUGUGGUAAUGGACGCGUCAACUUUAAGUUGGUCAACGAGAAUAAAAGGUUUUGCAAUUUGUUUUGUGAUUGGCAUUCUUUGCUCAUUUCUCGGAUCAUUUGCACUUUUUUUGAAUAAAGGAUUUUCCGUAUUUGCCGUUUUUUAUACGCUUGGCAAUAUUAUUUCAUUAGUAAGUACAUGCUUUCUAAUGGGACCAGUGAAUCAAUUGAAAAAAAUGUUUGCAUCCACAAGAAUAAUUGCUACAAUACUUGUGUUCGUGUGCUUAGCAAUGACUCUUGUUGCAGCUAUUGGAUUACAUAAACCAGGACUUGCACUUCUUUUUAUAAUAUUGCAGUCUUUAUCAUUAACAUGGUAUUCAUUGUCAUAUAUUCCAUAUGCUCGCGAUGCUGUAAAGAAGACUGUUGAAUCCUGUAUUACGUGAGAAUUCUCUUUUAAAAAAAAAGAAGAAAAAUAUUAAAGGACAAGAACAAGAAAGUGUUGUAUAUUGUAAACUGAAUGAAACUUAAAGUGAAAUUUAACAAAAACUACAAAAAAAAAAAUAAUAGUUAGCAAUUUAAAAUUUUAAAUUUUUACAAGACGCAUUUAUCAAAGUCAAUUAUUUUUUUAUACAUCUUUUAUUGAAAACAAUCAAAAAAAAAAUAAAUUAAAUAUUAGAUUUGAUUUGAUCAUUGAUAUCUCAAUCAAGUUAAGAAAAAUCCCAAAUGUAUUUGAUACACACAUAAGUGUCUUAAUAAUUAUUAUUAGGUAUUAAUAUUAUUAUUAUUAUUAGGUAUUAUUAUUAUUAUUAUUAUUAUUAUUAUUACUAUUGUUAUUA